Molecule: messenger RNA, 2196 nt
Organism: Arachis stenosperma
Lineage: Eukaryota; Viridiplantae; Streptophyta; Magnoliopsida; Fabales; Fabaceae
Exons: 8
Coding region: 1-2196 (731 amino acids)
Source: RefSeq, a predicted model, not a curated record
AUGUACAGGGCUUCUUCAAAAUUACUCCAUCUUCUUAUUCUUCUUCAGAACAGCCACGCAGCCUUUAAAGCACCAUCUGAAGAACAGCCACUGCCUCACCGCGCCGCUGGUCUCGCCACCGCUAGGAAAGUCAAAGAACGAAGCUGCCGCCUCUCCCCGGUUGUUGUUAACGUCAACCAUCAACUCCUCGUCUUUAGUGCUCUGACCCAGGAAGAAAUGGAGCGGUCGGAAAUUAUUAAGCGAUGCGUGUAUUUUUAUGAAGAGAUGAGAUCCAAGAAUGAAGAUUUAAUGUUGUUCUUUGUGCUUACGCUAUUUGUUUACUUUAGGGAUAGAACUAGUGGCCAACUGUCGUUAGGCGGAAGAAUGAAUAGUAGAAUUAGACGUGAGGCUUUAGAGCGUAUUGUUGGUGAGGGUGAUAGGAAUUGUAUUUGGGAGUUGAGAAUGAACACAAAUGCCUUUGCUAAUUUGUGUGAGUUGCUCGAAGUUCAAGGAGGACUUAAUGAAGAUGGUCAUGUAAGCCUGCCGGAGCAGGUUGCGACUUUUUUAAUUAUCUUAGCGCAUCACAAAAAAAAUCGUAGUCUGCAAGUUAGAUUUUGUAGGUCCGGCGAGACAGUUAGUAAGUAUUUUAAUAAAGUUUUGAAGGCUGUAAUACGUAUUCAAAGCAUUUUGUUUGCCAAGGCUACACCAGUUGAAGAGGAUUGUCUUGACCCCACAUGGAAAAGGUUUAAGGGUUGCUUGGGAGCAUUAGAUGGCACUUAUAUAGAGGUGACAGUCCCCGAGUCUGAGAAGGCAAAAUACCGAACAAGAAAGGGUAAAAUCUGCACCAAUGUCUUAGGAGUGUGUAACCGGGAGAUGGUUUUUGUUUAUGUACUCAGUGGAUGGGAGGGAUCGGCAUCUGAUUCGCGGGUACUUCGGGAUGCAAUAACUCGUCGUAAUAGUCUUAAGAUACCCCACGGAAAUUACUAUUUAGUUGAUGCUGGUUACACAAAUGGUCUGGGUUUUCUAGCACCAUAUAGAGGAACUCGAUAUCAUGUUAGAGAGUGGGCCCAAGGAGCACGUGCACCGCGCAAUCACCAAGAAUAUUUUAAUAGGGUUCAUUCUUCCACUAGGAAUAUCAUUGAGCGAUGCUUUGGUUUGCUGAAGAAGAGGUGGUCCAUCUUAAGAAGCCCUAGCUUUUACCCUCUAAAGACACAAUCUCAGAUAAUUAUUGCUUGUUGUUUGCUUCAAAAUUUCAUUCGAAAGAGUAUGGGUAUGGAUCCGGAGGAGGAAGGUAGCAUAUUGGAUGAAUUUAUGCCUGAUGGAGAUGAAGCACAGGAUGGAAUGAUUGAUGUAAAAAUGGAGAACAAACGCAUGUGGAGUGAUGAAGAGACUAAUGCUUUUGUUGGCUUCAUGGAGGAGUUUGUGGUAGAUGGUCAGAGGGCCGACUGUGGGCAAUUCAAACCAGGUACAUUCGAGAAACUGGCUCUGAAGAUGCUGGAGGCCUUCCCCGGUUGUACCCUGACUGCGAAGCACUGCAAGAAUAAGCACAAGCGGUUGAAGGAGAAGUAUCAGUACGCCGCUGACAUGCUUGGAUGCAGUGGGUUCGGGUGGAAUAAUGAGAAACAAUGUGUCGAGGUUGAUUCGAAAGACGUUCUUGAUGCAUGGUUGAAGGCACAUCCAACGAAGUUCUACAGUCCUGGCAAGCCGUUUCCUCUUUUCCACCGGCUAGAGGGUAUAUUUGGUAGGGAUAGAGCCACGGGAGCAGCAGCAGUCAGUGGCUUCGAUGCGGAAGAACAGGUUAACGAAGAGACGGAAGACACUACAAUUGGAUUUGAUGACUCUGAGAUGUCUCCACAACCAGAAUUAGACGGAGGCCCAGCAAUGCAAGGACAAGCAUCACAUUCUGAAGCUGGUACGAGUGCAGGAAGCACAAGGCGAUAUGGGAGGAAGAGAAAGCAAGCUGACGUUUUGGAGAGGAUGGCUGACCAUAUCCAGCAAUCUUCGGCUGACCAAAGGAAGAAUGCCCAACUAAUUGCUGAUGCCAUUGUUGGUGUGAAUGAGAAGUUUAAGGUUGGUGAGAAGCUCGCACAGCUUGGGUUCGGUGAUGAGGAGGUGGUGAGGGCGAUUUUGAAGUUUGCUGAGAGUCCUAAUGUGUAUGCACACUUCUGGGGUUUGACAGAUUCACAGAUGAUUGGCCUUGUGCGUUCCAUUAUAUGA